Molecule: messenger RNA, 630 nt
Organism: Hydatigera taeniaeformis
Lineage: Eukaryota; Metazoa; Platyhelminthes; Cestoda; Cyclophyllidea; Taeniidae
Source: the annotation of a GenBank genome assembly
AUGACGAAAUGUCCCCACUCAGGCCCGAUCAAAUUAAUUCUGGCACAUCAGAAAUUCGAUUACAUCGACGAGCCAAUCAAGGUCAAGGAUUGGCAAUUAAGGCGAGAGGAGAUCAUCACCGCCAGAGUGCCCGCACUCUGUAUCCAUCAUCGUGACGGUCGAGUGGAAUGGAUGACUGAGGCUGCGGCCAUUCUGAGGUGCCUGGGGAAGCAGUACAAUCUCCUGGGCCGCACCGAUAUGGAGGCAUAUCACUGCGAUCGCAUCAUCGGGAAGGUCAUGGAGUCGGGUAGAAUUCUCGCGGGAUUCUACAAGACCAGGAAAUUCCACGAUUCUGAUAUGCAUGAGCAGGAAGAAUACAAGGAGAAAUUUUUCGAAAAAAUGUCCGUUGUUCUCCAGGCAAGCCUCACACACCUUGAUCGGAUGCUGAAGGAGGCGCCGGGUAGCUACGCUGCUGCUGAUGUCAUCACAAUUGCAGAUUUCUACCUUCUCGACUUUGUGGACUUCCUCAAGGCCAACAGACCCGAAUGCCUCAAUCAAUUCCCGUAUUUGCAGAAGUGGCGAAAGCACCUACUUGAAACCGAUCAACCAGUCGCCAAAUUCACUGCUUCGCGCAGUUGGAUCAUAGUAUAA